GAGGCAGGUGAGGAGGAAGUCAGUGCCCCUUUCCCCUCUGUGCUGCUCCAUCUCCCAGCCCAGCACGGCCCCGGCUGCAGGACAGCCCUGGGGGGAUCUCCUUCCCCUUGCCUGUGGCACGGAGGCAAAUCCCAUCCUGUCCUUGUCCUUCCUCCCCCAGAGCAGGAGCUGAGCAUGGAGAGCAGGGAGGACAAAUCCCCGGGGCAGAACCUGGUGGAAGAGGCCGUUUUGAGCAGCUCCACGGCGCAGGAACCCAACGGGGAGGAAAAGCCCCGGAGAUGCCGCACGAGGAGGGGCUGCAAACGCAGAUCACAGGGAUCUGAGGGGGAAAGAGCCAGCCUGGGCUGGGAAGGCAGCCGGAGAUGGAGCCAGAGCUCAGACCUGGUGCUCCAUGAGCAGGUCUGUGAUGGGGACAAGCCCCACAAAUGUGAGGAGUGUGGGAAGAGCUUCAGUCAGAACUCCAAUCUGAUCCUGCACCAGAGGACCCACACAGGGGAACGGCCCUACGAGUGUGGGGAGUGCAGGAAGAGAUUUCACACCAGCUCCCAUCUCCUCCAGCACCAGCGCACGCACACAGAGGAGAGGCCCUUCCGCUGCCCCGACUGCGGGCAGGGCUUCAGGCAGAACUCCCAUCUUGUCAGGCACCGACAGAUCCACACUGGGGAGAGGCCCCGUGAGUGUGAGGAAUGUGGGAAGAGCUUCAGCCAGAGCUCCAACCUGAUCAGGCACCAGAGGACCCACACUGGGGAACGGCCCUAUGAGUGUGGGGAGUGUGGGAAGAGCUUCAACCGGAGCUCCACACUGAUCCGCCACCAAACAAUCCACACUGGGGAGAGGCCCCAUGAGUGUGAUAAAUGCAGGAAGAGGUUUAAGAGCAGCUCCCAUCUCCUCCAACACUAUCUGGUUCACAGAGAGGAGAGGCCCUUCCAGUGCCCUGACUGCGGGAAGGGAUUCAGGCAGAACUCCACCCUCAUCACCCACCGGCGCAUCCACACUGGAGAGAGGCCCUACGAGUGUCCCCAGUGUGGGAAGAGCUUCUCCAGCAGCUCUAACCUGACCCAACACCAACGCAGGCACCAGUAAGGGAAGCCCUGCGAGUGCCCCGAGUGCAGGAAGAGCUUCGUGCGCUGCUCCAGCUCCAUCCCCCACUGGAGGAGCCACAUUGGGCAGAGCCCUGGAGACCCACAUUCCUGUGAUCCAUGUUGGGAACACACCUGGCUGCUUGUCCAUUGGUUUGGCCUCAGUUUUUUUCUCCAUCUGUGUACUCCAAAAGCCAAGAAGGAUCAAUCUGUCACCUCAAAUCCCGCUGAAAACAACUAUUUUUACCCAAAAGGGCUCAAUUCCACCUCAGAUUUCUUGUUCCCUCCUCAAAAAACUCAGUCCCAGGCCAAACUCACUCCAUUCCACAGCCACCAGGCUGAGAUGGAGUUGGGAGGAGAUUGGGAGAAGUGGGAGCAGUGAGAUGGGGAUUGUGUGAUGCUGAGUGUGUGGGAUGUAUUUGAUAGCAAAUAAAACUUGCAGAGUUAGUGA
Serinus canaria (Common canary) is the source of this 1530-nucleotide messenger RNA. RefSeq names its product zinc finger protein 239-like. The transcript has a single exon. Gene Ontology annotation, molecular function: DNA-binding transcription repressor activity, RNA polymerase II-specific. Bases 175 to 1083 code for a protein of 302 amino acids. The record is from RefSeq and is a predicted model, not a curated record. Lineage: Eukaryota; Metazoa; Chordata; Aves; Passeriformes; Fringillidae. Gene Ontology annotation, biological process: negative regulation of transcription by RNA polymerase II.